AACAAUAUCUCUUCCUUAAUUUCUCUCAAAUUAAUUCCUUUGCAAAAAAAAAAUUCUUAAUUUGUCAUAUUCACAUCACAUAUAUAGUUUAAUAUGCAACCCCAAUUGAACGAUUCAUACUAUGGACCGGCCAUUCCACCGACGGGAGGACAAUCUCGCAAACGCAACCACCGACGUAAAAAUGGUUGCGGUUGUCUCUUUAGCAUUCUAUGGAAGCUUCUACUUGCACUGGUCGUCCUUUUUGGUCUUACCAUUCUUAUCUUCUAUCUUAUUGUUCAACCUCGCCCCUUCAAGUUCUAUGUAGCAAAAGCCGAACUAACCCAAUUUGAUUACACCAACAACACACUACACUACAACAUGGUGCUCAACUUCACAGCCCACAACCCAAAUAAAAAACUCAGUAUCUACUACGAUAAAGUUGAAGCACAAGCAUCAUAUGAAGGGUCGAGGUUUGCUAAUGUAGAUGUGAUCACACACAUGAAGUCAUUUCGCCAAAACAAGAAAAGUAGUAACCCCAUGAGUGGCGUUUUCUCAGGACAUAAAUUGUUGGUGCUUAACAAUGAUCAAAUCUCUAAAUUUAACAAAGAUAAGAAUGUCAGAAUUUAUGAUAUCUAUGUAAAACUCUACUUCAAGAUUAGGUUCAAACUCGGAGACUCGAUAACUCGUACGUAUAAACCUAAGGUCAAAUGUGACCUCACUAUUCCUUUGAGAACCGGCUAUGAAACUAACUUUACCUUCAUUCGACUCAUACCCACCAAGUGCAGUGUUGAGUUCUAG
This is a messenger RNA of Trifolium pratense (red clover), 777 nucleotides long. RefSeq names its product NDR1/HIN1-like protein 10. Gene Ontology annotation, biological process: defense response to other organism. The record is from RefSeq and is a predicted model, not a curated record. Lineage: Eukaryota; Viridiplantae; Streptophyta; Magnoliopsida; Fabales; Fabaceae. The coding region runs from base 94 to 777 and encodes 227 amino acids. The transcript has a single exon.